Molecule: messenger RNA, 1011 nt
Organism: Olea europaea var. sylvestris
Lineage: Eukaryota; Viridiplantae; Streptophyta; Magnoliopsida; Lamiales; Oleaceae
Product: universal stress protein A-like protein
Exons: 4
Coding region: 251-784 (177 amino acids)
Molecular function (GO): AMP binding
Source: RefSeq, a predicted model, not a curated record
UCAAGUUGUCGAUUUUCUUCAAAUAAAAAUUCAAUUUUGCAAAGAGUUCAAUGGGUUGAAGAGAGGUUGGAGAUCCAAAACUUCGACUUUGAAAGUUAGGGACUUAAAGGCACACUAAAUGGAAGUUGGAGGAAUUAUUUUCCUUUUAAAAAAACGCUGAUUCAGCUGUAGACCCCGGAGUCGCUAGACGCUUCGCAGAGGGAGGUGGGAACAGCGAUUUCUGAAUUCCGAGUCUAACUCAGUGAGUGAGAUGGCAGUAGAAGGUGAACCGACACGGGUAAUGGUGGCGGUGAACGAGUCCACAAUAAAGGGGUAUCCACACCCGUCGAUAAGCAGUAGAGGAGCAUUCGAGUGGACUCUGAAGAAAAUCGUUCGCUCCAAUACCUCUGGUUUCAAGCUCCUCUUUCUCCAUGUCCAAGUGCCCGAUGAAGACGGUUUUGAUGAUAUGGAUAGUAUUUUCGCGUCUCCUGAAGAUUUUGCUAGCAUGAAGCACCGGAACAAGAUCAGGGGACUUCACCUGUUGGAAUACUUUGUCAAGCACUGCCAUGAUAUAGGAGUUGCCUGUGAAGCAUGGAUUAAGAAAGGUGAUCCAAAAGAAGUCAUCUGUCAUGAGGUAAACCGUGUCCGUCCGGAUUUUCUUGUUGUUGGAAAUAGGGGCCUUGGUCCUUUCCAAAGGGUAUUUGUGGGAACUGUGAGUGAAUUUUGCGUAAAGCACGCCGAAUGCCCAGUCAUUACAAUCAAGAGGAGUGCAUCCGAGACUCCUCAAGACCCUGUUGAUGAUUGAUCCAUUAUACCCGUCAUAUCAUUCUCCAUGUUAAUAUCCACUUGGUGUCUAUGUCUCUUGAUAUUGCUUCGUUACUCUUCUAAUUAAAUUUCUGAUAUUCUUAAAACUGUUGUAACACCACAUCCGGACAGGUUGAAAAUGAUUUCUCCUAUAUUACUAUGGUUUUAUGGAAACUUUUGUGGGUGAUAACUUGGAACAGGUUUGUAAAUAUUGCUUGUUUUAUGUUG